GCGGGCCAAGAUGGCGGCGGAGCCGGGUCCGGGCCCGGGGCCCGACGCGGAGCUGGAGGAGCUGCUGGAGAGUGCCCUGGACGACUUCGAGCGCAGCCGCCCCGCGCCCCCUCCCGCUGCCGGCUCCUCCUGCCCCCCUUCCCCGCCCUCAGCCGCCGACUCCGCCAAGGGCUCGCUCUUCUCCUCGCAGGAAAGGUUCUUCCAGGAGCUCUUCGAGGGCGAGCUGGCGGCGCAGGCGGCGGCCGAGUUCCAGGAGGCCAUGCAGGAGCUGGCCCGGCAGGAGCCACAGCUGGUGGAGCAGUUCCAGAAGCUCUCGGAGGCUGCUGGGAAAGUCGGCAGCGACGCGGCCUCGCAGCAGGAAUUCACCUCCUGCCUCAAGGAGACCCUGAGCGGGCUGGCCAAGAACGCCAACGACCUCCAGAAUUCCCCCAGAUCCGAGGAGGAGCUGGCCAAGGCCCUGGAGGGGCUGGGGCUGGACGAGGGCGGCGGCGACGGCGUCCUGCCCGUCAUGCGCAGCAUCAUGGAGUCCCUGCUGUCCAAGGACGUGCUCUACCCCUCCCUCAAGGAGAUCACCGAGAAGUACCCGGAGUGGCUGCGGCAGCACGAGGGCUCGCUGUCCCCGGAGCAGCGGGCGCGGUUCUGCCAGCAGCAGGCGCUGAUGCUGCGGAUCUGCGCCGAGCUGGAGCGGGAGCGGCCGGAGGAGCCCGAGGGGCAGCGCCGGGAGCGCUUCGAGACCCUGCUGGACCUGAUGCAGCAGCUGCAGGACCUGGGCCACCCCCCCAAGGAGCUGGCAGGGGACACGCCGCCAGGACUGAGCCUGACGGGGGAGCAGUGCCGCCUCAUGUAGGGCAUGUUUGGGGUGACCCCACGGAUUUGGGGUGACCCCAUGGCUUUGGGGUUCCCCCAUGGCUUUGGGGCGCCCCCUGAGCUAUGGGGCGCCCCCAUGGAUUUGGGGUGCUCCCCAUGGAUUUGGGGUGCCCCCCCUGGAUUUGGGGUGCCCCAGCCCUAUAAAGGAGGUGAAGAGGAGCCCAGCAGUGGGGUUGGCGCCUCCCCCCACCCCAAUUUGGGGUUUUUUUUUUGGGGUGGGGGGCGCAGGGACCCCCCCAGUGUGGGGAGGUGUCCCCCCCUCACCCCUUGGUGACCCCAAUAAAGAGUUGGUGACGGGAA
Molecule: messenger RNA, 1167 nt
Organism: Agelaius phoeniceus (red-winged blackbird)
Lineage: Eukaryota; Metazoa; Chordata; Aves; Passeriformes; Icteridae
Gene: PEX19
Product: peroxisomal biogenesis factor 19
Biological process (GO): protein import into peroxisome membrane
Cellular component (GO): peroxisomal membrane; peroxisome
Source: RefSeq, a predicted model, not a curated record